Phragmites australis (common reed) is the source of this 664-nucleotide messenger RNA. RefSeq lists its product as uncharacterized. Bases 147 to 434 code for a protein of 95 amino acids. The record is from RefSeq and is a predicted model, not a curated record. The transcript is spliced from 4 exons. Gene Ontology annotation, molecular function: protein binding. NCBI's taxonomy places the organism in Eukaryota, Viridiplantae, Streptophyta, Magnoliopsida, Poales, Poaceae.
UAAAAAAUAUCCGCGGGGACGGGGGCCCUUGCCAUCCCUUCUCCAGACCGGAGUCCGUGGCGACGAAACAAACCCCUGCCCUUCCUCCGGCGAGCCGGCGACCUUCCGGAAGAACCAUCGCCGCGCGCGAGGAGGAGGACCCGACAAUGUACAUUCGAGUGAAGAGGAACAAGACUACCUACUUCAUACAAUGUGAUCCAACAGAGACAACUUUAAAUAUUAAACAAAAACUGCAUUCACUGAUAGAUCAGCCUCUGAGUAAUCAACGGCUGAUCUUAUUGGCAACAAACAGCAUAUUGGAUGACUCAAAGACAUUGGCAGAUCAAAAGGUUGAAAAUGAUUCCAUCGUUGCGUUGACGCUGAGAAAAGACGAUAACAGCGAGUUUGAGGAUGUUUUCAUCGCAAGGCCGGAAGAUCUUAUGUUGUCCUCCUGAUGCGGACUCGUCUACCUUUCUGUGGGAUUUAAGGGCAUCAAAAUUUCCAGUUUGUGGAUUAUGUAGCGCAUAAGAUUCUCUCUUGGUUAUGGCUGGCUUAUGGCUGGCUCAGCUUUCCGUCUGUUGCUUUUUCUCAUGCUUUCGCUGAUCUUGCUGUGGAUGCUGGGCAGCUGUUACGUGUUUGCAUGAAGUCUUGAUUUGACCAUCUAACCGACGAUCGCUUUCCUACC